CCGUUACCAUGACCAUAACAAACAAAAUUGGGAUCUACAUUUUCAGAUUAUUUUGAUAUAUAUUAGAUUAUCCACUUGAUCAUUCAAACCAUUAAUAAAUAUCAUUUAAAUAAUUUGACAUUUGUUAAAAGAUUGGAUUGACUAUUAGCCUCUAGUGGAAUUUAUGGCUAAUAAAGGUAUUGAAAUAAAGCCUGAAAAGGUGGAGUUUCAUAAUGCCAAGCCACACGUGCAUUAUGAUAUGACAAUUUGCAUUAAAAAUAUAGGAAGCAAUUCAAAACACAUAAAACUCAUUCCUCCCGAGACCAAAAACUUCUCUAUGAAAUCUACUAUAACUGAAACAACUAUUCCUGUUGGUCUUAAUCACAAAUUGCUUAUUGAGUAUUUUAAUGAAGAAGAUAUUGAUUGUAGUGAUAAGCUUGAAAUUCUAGUUGAUAAUGAAUCCAUUGAUGUAAUGCUAUUAUCAUUUUCUCCAAAGCCACGAUUAAAUUUAGUAUCAGAAGUUGAUUUUGGAAUUUUAGUUGCAGAUGGAAAGUCAGUGCAAAAACAAAUAAAUAUUUUAAAUGAAGGAAGCAAGUGUGGUUUCUUUAGAAUUGUUCAAGAUUUAAAAUCAAAUUUUCAUAUUUAUCCAUCGCAAGGAACUGUUUAUCCUGGCUACUCUAAAUCAAUCUCAAUUGAGUUGAUCUGUAAAAAUAUUGGUAUGGUUAAUGAAGAUGUAAUAGUGGAAUUAGAGUCUCAAACUAAUCAUCAUGUUCUUAUAAUAAAAGCAAAUAUUGUGCUUCGAUCACUACAAUUGUUAUCAUAUGAUAAUAAAAUUAUAGAUUGCUUGAGAUUUGGCUAUGUUUAUUAUGGAACAGAUGUAGUUCAAACACUAUGGUUGUAUAAUAACUCUCCUCAAGAAUCGAAGUUUGUUGCAGUUAUUGGUUCUUGUGAUGGUGAAGAAAUGGGUGUUGACAUAACAAAAAAAACUAUUUGUUCAUUUGUUGACGAUUUUGGCGAAAAUUGGCGUCAUGAAAAAUCUGCAUUUUUUUCUGUCUCACCUUGUGAAGGAAAACUCGAUCCUUUUCAAAAAACAAAACUGUAUUUCAAAUUUAGUCCAAAAUACAUGCAACCUUUGAAAGGGUGGAAAAGCAUAAUGAGGAUUCCGUCAAGAGAAGACUUUGCUAUGUUUAUAAGAAUUUCAAGUGUUGGUGUUCUUCAAAAUCCUAUGGAAAAUUUGAAUGUUGAAUUAGCAAUGACUGGAACAGCACUACCAGUGAGCUUAUCAAUUUUUCCAUCACAAUUUAUUAACUUUGAUAAGUGUUUUAUUGGGAAUACUUCAAAAGUUGUUAUCACAUUGAACAAUAACUCUCCGCAUCUCUCUGCAAAUUUUUCUAUAAAAUCAUCUGCACAUUUUAAUAUUGAACCUGCAUGUGGGGAAAUUGAUAUAAAUGGUACUCAAGAAAUGGUGUUUUCUUUUAUACCAAAACAAAUGGGGAAUCAAAGAAAAAAGUUUUUGUUAGACAUUAUUGGAUUUGAAUGUGAAAUUAAUGACUGUCAACAGAUUCUUUAUAAAAAGAUUGUUAAUAAAACAUAUUUGUUUUGUUGUACUGGGAUAGGAUUAUAUCAAAAGUUUCCAAAACCGCUUAAUACAACUAGUUUGGGUUCUAGUUUAAUUGAUGUUGUAAUCGAUGGAGAGCAUCAAUGUAGUAAAAAUUUGCAAAACACUUGUGAAAAAAGCCAUAAAAUAAAGAAAAAAAUUGUUACGGACAAAAAAGUAAACAAGAAUAACACUGGAGGUGCAGAAAAGGUUGUGAAUUAUACAAGUGUUUUUAACUCAAUGACAAAUAGGUCUGCAGCUCUUGAAUAUACAGAAGUUUUGACACCUAAGGAGCUGCAUAAUAUUAGAAUAGAACCUAUGAUUCUGAAUUUUGGAAAUAUUUGUCGACUAUCAUCCUCAACAAAAGAGAUUAUUAUUAAAAACAGCACUGAAAAGAUCAUUCUGAUUGAUAUUCAAUUGGAGUGCAAAGAGCUGCAUUUAAAUUCACCAUUGUCUCAACUUGUGCCACCAAACAACACAUCUAAAGUAGAACUUGUUUUGGAUUCUCAAAAACUAGGAUUAUAUGAAAAAAGUAUUGAUUAUAUUAUCAAUGGUCAUCAUAAAAGUCAUUUUUUAGUCCAAGCAAAUAUUGUGAAACUAAAAUUAAAACUAUCAACAGAUAAACUUCAUCUAACUUCUGUGAAUGGAGCGCUGGUUGAGUCAGGUCUUCGAAAACAUGUUACUCUUAUAAAUGAUCAAAAUAUAUCAGCAAAGUUUACAUGGUUUAUAGAAAGUACUUCUAAAGAAACGUUUUUUAAAAUUAUGCCAGCUAAAGGAACUGUUGAUGCGUUUUCUUCAAUGGAGUGUGAGGUUGUAUUUUAUCCUUCAUAUUCCGCAAGUUUUAAUGAAGAAUUUGUUUGUAAAGUUGAGAAUGGUAAUACGUUGCAUCUUAAAUGUUCUGCUGAGUUGGGUAUCACUUCUUGUUCAUUUGUUGAAAGUCGUCUUCUGUUUGGUAAUAUUCCAUUAAAUUUAACUACAACUCGGUCAGUUUUAUUAAAAAAUGAUGGGAAAAAUCAUGCUUAUUUUCAAGUUAUAAAUCCCAGUCCACUUGAGGGAAUCCUGAUUUAUCCAAGAGAGAAUGUGAUUCCAGUUGGAGGCUUUGUUAAACUUCAGAUUAGUUUUAAGCCAACUGUACCUCAAAAGUUUGAAACACUACUUGAGAUUGAUGUUUUAAGUGGAAAACAAAUAUCAUUACGAUUUAGUGGAGUGGUUGAUACACCCAAUGUUGAUAUAUCAGUGAAAUCAUUUAAUUUUAGUGGUGUCUAUGGAGGCUCCAUUUCAAAGUUACCAUUUGAAAUAAUUAAUUUGGCCAAAUCUAAUGCAAAGAUUAUUUUUGACUUAUCAGUGUUUAAAGACUUUAAAAUAACUGAUGCCCAAGAAAAUAUCAAAGAGAAUAAUAACAAUUUUGAAGUUUUGUUAAAAGGAGAAGAAAAAUUUAAUGCAUUUCUUGAAUUUCAUCCUGACCAGGUUGCUACGUAUGAUUUCAUAAUUCCUUGUAUAGUAAAUGAUUUAGACCCCAUGUCUAUAUAUUUCAGUUCACUAUAUCAUAAAAUCCUGAAGAGAGUACAAGGAAUUGCCUUAAGACAACCUCUUUCUAUAUCUGAAAAAAAGUUAGAAUUUUCUUUAUCAAGCAGUUAUUUUGAAGGAGACCUCAAUAAUAAAAAUGACUGCAUUCAGGUAAUUUGCUUAAAAAAUAUUAGCAAUGAAACAAUUAAGUGGUCACUAGAUAUCUCAAAUCAACCACUAGUAAAACAAAGCAUUUUUAUACUUGAUGUUGGUAAUUCAGUUAUGCAUCUUAAAAGUGGUGAAGAAUUUAAUUUAGCAAUAUUAUUUAAACCAACUUCAAAUUCAAUUUCUUUUUAUUCCACAAAAAUUCCCAUUUUACUGCAUGAAGAUUUAGUUCAGGUGUAUUCCUAUAUUGAAUUAAAUGGCAAAGUUUUAUUACCCAAAUUGGUUUUUCAACCUGAAUUUAUCCAUAUUCCUCCUGUACCUUUAUGUCAAAUUACUUCUGCAGAAGUUGAUGUUUUAGCAUACAACUAUACAAGGUUCUGUGAGUUAUCUAUUUACAUACCAAAAAUUGAGUUUAAUGGUGAAAACUUUGAAUCACUCUUAUCCGUUGAAUUACCAAAUGGUUCUCAAAUUAAAAAACUUCAUGAAAGUGAAACUCAAGUUAUUAAAAUUAUUGUUAAGUUUGUGUCAGCGAAACCAAUAUUUUUCUCCACACAAAUUACAUUAACGGACAGUAACAAUAGCUUUUCCCUACCUGUUACUGCUAGUGCUGAUAAUUGUCUUUUGACUUGUUCAAAUUUUUUAAUUAACAACCAGUGUGAUUUUCACAUUAUUUGUAAAGAAGGAAAAAAGUCAAAUAGUGGUACAUCAAGUUUAUUUGUACCAUGCCUUUCUGCAAUUGAAAGUGCAGUUGCCCCUUCUUUUUCCACUAGUAACACAAGUUUGUACACAACAACAUACCAAAAUUCUGAACCCAUGGGAUCAUCUCAGUUUUCUGAUCACUCAUAUUCUAAAAUAUCAGUUUCAAUUGAAAAAAAUUUUAAAACAAAUAAUGAAAUUGUUGAAAAAGAGUGUAACAUUGUUCAAAGAUGGUUUUCCUCUCAGUGCUGGAGCUUUGGAUCUUUUCCCAUAUAUUUGCCUUACACAUUACGUGAAAACUUUUCUGUAGAAGUAUUCAUAUGGAGAAUAACUAACAGUUCCCUUGAGGGAAAGGUUAGAUUCAUGAAUGUUUUUGAUUUGAUUGCUCAUUUAUAUGGCAAAUCUAUACCUGGUAUUACAGUAAAAAUGUUGCUAUCUUUAAAAAAAGAAGAAGACUUAGUAAAAUGCAUAGUAGAAAUGUAUUUGAAAAUGUUAACUUUUUUAAGCUAUCAAGGUGCAAUAUUUUCAUCAAUUAAACCAGAGUAUUUUCUUAAUUUCUCAGACUUCAAACGUUUUAAGCAACUUGAAAACUGCUAUGAAAGUGAGAAAUAUCACAAAUCAAGUGAUAGUUUUGAAUUACUCUCCAAAAAAAGUUGGACUUCACUACUUCUUCAAAUUUAUAAAAUUUAUGUGCUUUUUCGAAUAUCACCACAAAUUUGCAAGUCAAGUUUUCCUUUUGAUUACCCUACUUUACCGGGUUUCAACUCUGAUCCCAAUUGCAGUAAUAUAUACAGUUCAAGUGAAAGAGUUAUUUUAUCUUGGUUAAACCAUCAUUAUGAACAGCAAAGAAUAAAAUGUUGGAAAAUUGCCCCACCAUCAAGAUGGAUUGUGAAUUUUGAAAAUGAUUUAGUUGAUGGUUUAGUUCUGGCUUCUGUUAUUGCAGCAUAUGCUCCAUUUUUAGUAAAAACACAUAUUUACAAAAUGUAUGUUCAACCAUCUACAACAGAACAGCUUCAUCACAAUUGUUUGAAAAUUAUUGAAAUGCUGCAUAUUUUGGCUAUAGAUUAUGAUAUUGUUACUGAAGAUUUUAUUAAAUCAUCUCCAAUAAGCAUGCUCAUGUUAUGUGUUUACUUGAUUCAAAAUUUACCAUUGUAUCUUCCCAAGUCAACAAUUGAGUUUGAGACAUCACUGCAUAGUUUGGCAACAAAACAUAUUAAGAUUACAAAUCCAAGUGGUAAACCAUUAUUUUACCAAGCUCUUCUUUUUGGUGAUUAUUCAUCGCAGUUUCAGAUGCCAAAUGGAUUCAAAAUUCAGGUGCCACCCAAAGGUUUUAUUGAGCUACCGGUGGAAUAUGUAAGUAGAUUUGUACACACUUGUCAAUGUACACUUUUAUUAGUUGGUAUAAGAGGAGAAAUGGUAUUUGGCUCAACACUUGCAUUUUGUCUAAAAGGAACAGUCAACUCUUUGUCUGUAUCUAAUCAUUUCAAAUAUGUUUCGCCAUGUUAUGAACUUCUAAAAAUAACAGUUAAAGUGGAAUGUCCUUUUCCUUGUAAUGAGAUUUUCAAAGUAUUUUUAGUUGAAACUGGGCCAGUAGAACUAGGCUCAAAAAUAACAUGCAGACAAAAAAGGAUUUUAAAAAAGAGUUAUAAGAAACCUGAAUUAAAUCAGGGGAUUAAAAACCAAUACUUUGAGAGUAAACCAAUAAAUUUGGAAUCAAAAAAAAAACCUCUUCUCAGUGCAUUUUGGUGUGCAUCAAAAUCAAUUUAUAUAAAAACUGGUUUGGAUUCCAGUAUUGAGUUAGAGUUUCUUCCUUUUGAAAUAGGAACAAGGCACUGCUCUAUAUUGUUUUCAAAUGAAAAAGUUGGAGAUUUUUUAUAUUUAAUUGAAGCAGAAUCUAUAUUACCUCUGCCUUUAGGCGAUCCAUUUAUUAAUGGGCCUUUUCGAAUGACAAGUGCUAAAGCCAUGCAACAGAGUUCUGGGACACUAAAAGAAGAUAACCACACAAUUUAUUUACAUUGCAAUGCUGGUGAAGAAUGUGUUGCAGAGAUUAAUUUUGAUUAUUUAAAUUCAGGAAAGGAGAGAGCGCUGGUUGUUGCUGCACGUCAAAGAAUGUCAGACGAAGAACUUAGAAGGAGAGAUGUGACUGGAAUGACUUCAUAUCAAACAAUAUUGUCUAAGGUUUCUUUAUUACAGAUUAGCAGGGAAAAUUAUAUCCAACCUUUAGAUGUACUUAAUAUAAAUAACCUUCAAAAAGAAUUUAAAGUGGAAGUCUCUUCUCCAUUCUUUAGCGCACCUGAUAAAGUUGUAAUACCCAAUGAUUCAAAUACUUCAGGUUUAAGCUCUAUAAAGGUUCCAAUAACCUUAAAACCUUCGAUACCUGGCCAAUACCAUUGCAAAGUAAUUUUUUUUUCUGAGAGUGAUAUACGAGUAUAUGAAAUUGAGUGUACAGUUAAAGCCAAGAAUUCUUUUGUUGAAUUGGAAUUUGUUACACCAACUCAUGAAUGUGUUGUUCAAAACAUACCUUUUGUUAACCAUAGUGAUUUUGACUGGAAUAUGCGUUCAGAAAUUACUGGUGAAGGUUUUUUUGGACCAGAAUGUUUAGUUGUGUUAUCAAAAACAACAAGCUAUUAUCCAUUAUCUUUUAAGCCUAUAUAUGAAGGAACUAUAAAUGGAUGUCUUAAGCUAUGCAAUAUUAGUAAUGGUGUUGAGAAUACUUUUACACUUAAAGGUUUAGGCAGCCAACCACAUCCUGUUGAUGUUAUUAAUAUAGAAUGCAUUGUUAAUGAACCCACUCUUAAAGUAUUGGAGCUAAAAAAUAACUUACCAUUUAAGAUGGUAUUUCAAACAUUUUCUGACUUGAGUAUAAUUACAGGUCCAUUAUUUGUUCCUGUAUUAUCUAGGCAAACUGUUCAAGUGCCAAUAAGAGUUUUAGCACUGAAGCGUGGAUAUACAGAAGGUGUUAUUUGCUUUGUUUAUGAUGUUGGAAGUAAUACAAGUGUGGGAGUAAACAGAAUAAGAAAUGAGAGUGACGGUGAAGAAGAUUAUAAUUGCACAGCAUUUAUGUCAUCUUUAUCUGUUCAGUUAGCUUCUCUUACAUUAUUAGAAAAGAUUGCUCGUCCAUAUCGUAUAUGGUUUCAGCUAAAUAUAAAUGCAUUUCCUGGAAAAGCUGUAAAAACACUUUUUGCCUCAUCUUAUAUUUUUUCAAGCACUGAUAUAGAAAUAUUUUUAAAUAAUCCUCUGGACAAAGAUCUUAAUUUAAAUGUUGUUAUUAAUGGUGUUGGAUUAGACGGUAUUACUGAAUUUAUUUUACCUUCAUUAGAAUCUAUUACCUAUCAUGUAAAGUAUUCUCCUACUUCAAUUGGAAAACAAAAAGCUAGUGUCAUAUUUCAAAGUGAUUUAUGUUCUGAAUUUUGGUAUGAGUUAGAUCUUUUUGCAGAAGAAGCAUUACCUCAAAAGUUACCUUUGAUAAAGUGUUGUCUAGGGUGUUGUAAGGAGGCAAGCAUCCAUCUUGAAAAUCGUUAUGCUUAUUCUGUUUGUUAUAAUGUAUCAUGCAGUGAUUCAAAAAAUUUUUUAUUACGAGGAGUUGAUGAUAAACUAUGCUUGCCCCCAUCUUGUUCCAUUGAAGUGCAUUUCAUAUUUACACCAUCAUCUAUUGGCCAUCAUCAAGGCAUUGUAGUUUUUCAAAAUGAACUGAUAGGUAAUCAAACAUUUAUUUUGUCUGGUUUGGGCGAAGCUCCUGAACUCAAAUAUCAGUUUAUUCAUGCACGUUUUGGUGAGAGUGCAUCAACAAUUAUUCAGUUUCAUAAUUCAUUUGAAUGCAGUGUUUCUUUGGAAGUACAAUUACAAUCUGAAAAUUCUGACUUUAGUAUGCUUUCAAAACCUUAUACGGGUAUCUUAUGUUCUUCAAAAUCUGAUGUCUACAUACCAAUAUCUUACAGUGCACAAUCAAUGGAAUCAUCUCAAUGCACCUGCUACAUAAUUCCAGAACUAAUUUAUGAAGAAACUGAAGGAGAACAGUUUCAUGAUAAAAUGAAAUUUAAAUGGAGCUAUGUUGUUCAAGGCAUUCCGAUUAUUGAACCAAUUAAGGAUUCUUUAGCUCCAGCACUCACUUGUCGUGCAAGAGAAAAGUUAGAAAAAAAGAUAUUUAUUUUGCUUAUAAAAGAAAGCUUUAUCAGUUCAAGAGAUAAAACUUGUCAACAUUCUGUUUUUCCUGUUCGUAUAUUUGGAGAUCAUAUUGACUCUUUUAACAACGAAGCGCAAUUAUGUGAAGAUUUUGAUUUCAAACUUGAAUUUGAUAACAAAGAAAUUGAAGACCAAGUACAACGAUCGGUUUUAAUUACCUUAGAAAAAAAAUAUAUCGAUUGUGAUUAUGCAGCGCCGAAUCUUGUGUUUAAACUUGUAUUUUUCCCUUCAAAACCAUUUUGCUAUCUCGUUCACUUGGCUAUCACUUCACCAAAAGGUGGUGUUUGGAAAUACCCAUUUAAAUUUGUUUCAAAUGAAGCAGUUCCUGAUGAUGUUAUUAUGAUUCGAGCUGUUGGAUUAAACAAAACUGCACAUGUAUCAUUUAGGCUUAAUAGCCAGGCAGAAGUUGAGAGCGAGUUUACUGCUCAUAUAUCUACUGGAUCAGAUAAAAUGUUUGAAGUGACUCCGCAGGCUGGAAUUCUUGCGCCAAUAAACACUGAAGGAGUUCUCUUUACUCUAAGUUACAAACCACUUUACUAUGGAAAGGAGCACAAAACAAAACUUACUGUUCAGUCAAAAUUGAUGCAAUGGAUUUACGAAGUACGAGGAGUAACGCCUGAAUAUCAACCCCCUAAAGCUGAUGCUGCUAUAAUUAGUCAUAACAAAACACAGAAAAGCAAUAAAAAGAAAAAUUUUGUAAUAAAAAACUUGAAGGUUUUACCCACAAACUAAUCAAUGAACUUGUACUUUACUAAAAGGUCUAAAGAAAAUUUUUAUAUACUAUGAA
This is a messenger RNA of Hydra vulgaris (swiftwater hydra), 8912 nucleotides long. Its product is annotated as cilia- and flagella-associated protein 47. Gene Ontology annotation, biological process: cilium assembly. The record is from RefSeq and is a predicted model, not a curated record. Gene Ontology annotation, cellular component: cilium. Gene Ontology annotation, molecular function: protein binding. Lineage: Eukaryota; Metazoa; Cnidaria; Hydrozoa; Anthoathecata; Hydridae.